UUUGAUAUUCUCAAAAAAGGUAACGACAAGAUUCAUCAAAAUUUACCGUCAAUUCAGAACACUUCGCUUGGCUGGGUUGUUGGCGGUACACUUAGCAAACUUGCACCCAUGAAAAGCGACAACUACGACAUUGAGAAAGUCUUACUGAUCAAGCAUCAUAAUUGGACAGAAGAAGAAUUAGAAUGUGAAAAGUUGUUCAAAGAAACUACUAAGCGAGGAUCUAAUGGGAGAUUCAUUGUUAGACUACCCUUAAAAGAGAAUGUUAAGAAAUUGGGUUCAUCGAAGGAAACAGCCCUAAGCCAAUUUUUGAAAUUGGAAGUUCGAUUCCUUAGAGACCCUAAACUCAAAUUGGAUUACUGUGCGUUUAUGAAGGAAUACCUGGAUAUGGGCCAUAUGGAAGAAAUAACUGAUAGAGACAUUGAUCCUGCAAAACCCACGUUUUAUUUCCCUCACCACCCAGUAAUACGCCCGGAAAGCAGUACAACUAAACUACGUACAGUGUUCAAUGGAUCUGCUGUUACGUCAAGCGGAAUGUCGUUAAAUGACACUUUGAUGAUUGGUCCCAAUAUACAACAAGAACUUUUUUGUAUAUUGAUAAGAUUUCGAUGUCCGAAGUUUGUAUUAACAGCAGAUAUCAAAAAAAUGUUUAGACAGGUCGAAAUUGACAAGGCCGAUAGACAGCUGCAGUUGAUACAUUGGAGAUUCUCACCAGAUGAACCGGUCAAAACAUUCAGUUUAAAGACGGUGACUUAUGGCACUAGUUCGGCACCAUUCACUGCAGUUCGUUGCCUGCAACAAUUAGCAGAAGAAAAUAGAGAAAGUCAUCCCGAAGCAUCAAGGGUCAUCAUGGAGGACGUGUAUAUGGAUGAUCUUCUAACUGGACAUAAUGAACUUGAUAAACUAAAACAGUUGCAGCGACAAUUGAUGCACAUCUUGAGUACUGCUGGAUUUGAAUUGCAUAAGUGGGGUUCAAAUGAAAAGAGCCUUUUGCCCGGACAAAAUGUGAUCCCUGUCACAAAAAUUUUAGGUCUACUUUGGGACUCUCACGCUGAUAAGUUCAGUUUUAGUAACCAAGUGAUCGACAAUUUGACUGCUACGAAACGCCAGGUACUGUCUGAAAUACAAAAGGUGUUUGACCCGUUAGGACUCCUCUCACCUAUUAUCAUAAAUGGAAAACUGCUAAUGCAGGAGUUAUGGGAAUCGAAAUUAGAUUGGGACCAACCACUUCCAAAGGAGUUGGAGGACAAAUGGAACUGGUUUAAAAAACAGAUAUAUGAAAUCAAUCACAUUAGUAUUCCGAGACAUGUGCCAUCGGCAGGGGUUUUAGUUGAGUUACAUGGGUUCUCAGACGCUGCCAAACCGGGCUACGGAGCUGCAAUUUACGUAAGAGUAGAUAACGGAAAUAACAUUUUGUCUCAUCUACUCUGCGCUAAGUCUAGAGUUUCACCAGCAAAAUCUAAGCAGACGAAUCAAGACGAUACCAUACCAAGAAAGGAAUUAAGAGCCGCAUCGUUACUGGCAGAUCUGAUGCACAAGAUAAAGCAAACUAUUUUGUUUCCGAUUCAAGGUAUUUAUUAUUGGACGGACUCAAUGGUUACUUUGGACUGGAUCAACAAACCAGCACAUGCUUGGCCAACAUUUAUUGCGAACAGGGUAGCAUCAAUACAGGAAAAAACAACUAUUACGUGCUGGCAUCAUGUGAAAUCAAAAGACAAUCCUGCGGAUCUCAUCUCCAGAGGGGUGUCAUCGAAAAAGUUAGCAUCCAGUGCAUUAUGGUGGUCAGGUCCUGAGUUCCUGAAGGGAACAGGCGAAUCAUGGCUUCCAAUGCCAAGAACACUUCUCGUAGACAUCACGGCUCCUCCUGCAAAGGCGGAACCAUCAAGCGAGACUUUUUUGUUGGAGAGGUUCUCGACUUACACUAAAACCCUGAGAAUUACUGCAUACUGUUUAAGGUUUGUCUACAACACCAAAAAACAGAAUAUUGUAAAACGUGUCGGAACUCUUGCGCUACAAGAAUUGAGGGAGGCUGAAAUCUUACUUAUUCAAUUUUCUCAAGAACGAGCAUUCAAGCUGGAAAGAGAAUUAUUGCUUAACAAUAAAGCUAUCCCACGUUCAAGUCCCUUAUUAACCUUAAACCCAGUCAUUGAUCGUGACGGCAUCAUUAGAGUUGGAGGGCGUUUGCAAGCUGCAAGAGUGACUUUCGACCAAAAACACCCAAUAAUUCUCCCAGCGAAAUGUGUUCUAUCAAAACAAAUUGCCAAACUUUACCAUCUCAAAAAUCUGCAUAUUGGACCUCAAGGGCUUCUUUACUCCUUGAGAAUGAAAUAUUGGCCUAUUCAUGGAAAAAAUCUAACUCGACAAGUUGUGCACCAAUGCUUAACUUGCUUCAAAAACAAACCAAUCGGAAUAACUCAAGUCAUGGGUCAGUUGCCAGCAGCUAGAAUCAAUGAAGCAAGAACUUUCAAAACUUGCGGUGUUGAUUUUGGUGGACCGUUCACUAUCAAGGAGAAUUUGAUAAGAACGAAGAAGUUCUUAAAGGUCUACGUUGCAUUGUUCAUCUGUUUCAGCACUAGAGCUGUUCAUUUAGAACUAGUGAGUAGUCUUACUAGUGCUGCCUUCAUUGCUGCUCUACGGAGAUUCUUUGGGCAAAGGGGUCGAAGUUCCGUAAUCUAUUGCGAUAAUGCAACCAAUUUUACAGGAGCUAGUCACGAAAUCGCCAGGAACGCUAAGAAAUUGGAAUAUCAGCUUGCUCCCGAAAUAAGUAUGUUUUGUUCGACAGAAGGAGUUGAGUUCAAAUUUAUACCCCCUCGGUCGCCAAAUUUCGGGGGCAUUUGGGAAGCUGGUAUAAAGAGCGUAAAACAUCACAUAAAAAGAGUACUCGGAUCAUCGAUCCCGACCUAUGAAGAAAUGUUGACUCUACUGAAACAAAUUGAGGGCGUUCUGAAUUCAAGACCAAUCUCACCAAUGUCCGCGGAUCCCUCUGACCCAAAUCCAUUAACGCCAGGACAUUUCCUUAUAGGUGAACCUAUAAGUAACCUACCGGAAAUUGAUCUAUCAUCUGCUAAGCCACAUCAGCUAACCCGAUUCGGAGAAGUUCAGAAAAGUCUACAGUUAUUUUGGAAGCGUUGGAGAACUGAAUACCUGAAUAAUCUACAGCAAAGAACAAAGCGGGGUGCAAAAUCCAAAACUAAUCUCAAGCAAGGUGAUUUGUGUCUAAUAAAAGAAGACAAUUUGCCACCUUUAGAAUGGAUAACUGGUCGCGUUGUGCAAGUGUACCCAGGACCUGACGGUAACGUGAGAGUUGCUACACUUCGUACUGCAAAAGGGGAAGUAAAACGAGCGAUUUCAAAACUAUGCCCAUUUCCUACAAACGAGCUUUAAAAAUCAAUUUAUUCAUGUAACGGUUUGACAAAAAAU
This is a messenger RNA of Uranotaenia lowii, 3417 nucleotides long. RefSeq lists its product as uncharacterized. Gene Ontology annotation, biological process: DNA integration. The record is from RefSeq and is a predicted model, not a curated record. NCBI's taxonomy places the organism in Eukaryota, Metazoa, Arthropoda, Insecta, Diptera, Culicidae. The transcript is spliced from 2 exons. Gene Ontology annotation, molecular function: nucleic acid binding. The coding region runs from base 109 to 3381 and encodes 1090 amino acids.